Molecule: messenger RNA, 834 nt
Organism: Penicillium chermesinum
Lineage: Eukaryota; Fungi; Ascomycota; Eurotiomycetes; Eurotiales; Aspergillaceae
Product: uS17 family ribosomal protein
Exons: 1
Coding region: 1-834 (277 amino acids)
Biological process (GO): translation
Cellular component (GO): ribosome
Molecular function (GO): structural constituent of ribosome
Source: RefSeq, a predicted model, not a curated record
AUGGCCCCAAGACACCUUCUCCGGGUUGUAGCGCCCAUCCGGACCAUCUCGUCUCCCGUCGUUAUCACGCGGUCAAGAAUCACUCCUAGCCUCUCAACACCCAUAACAAGUCGAUCAGUCUCGGCCUCAGCUACCCAGUCCUUUCCGGAAUCCUCACCGUCUGCUCCGCAAUCAUCAAACACGAUCAGCCACAAUGACCUCAAACAGCCUUCCCUUCUCCACAACUACCCUUACGCCCUGAAAACCGGUACCGUCGAAUCCGUCGGCCGCAUGGACCGCACCGCCAGGGUCACGCUCCGCACUCGUGUCUGGGACAAGCGAGUCCACAAAUAUUACCCCAAAGACGUCAGUUACCUGGUGUCCGAUCCCCAGAACUCGCUGCGCGAGGGCGAUGUAAUUGAGUUCUCCUCUGGCGCCCCCAAGAGCCGGCACGUCCACCACGUGGUCGAGCGCAUUAUUACGCCGUUCGCCGUCCCUAUCGAAGAGCGCCCCCCUGUCCUAUCUCGCGAGGAGCGUGAGCGCGAGCGUGAGCGCCGCUGGGCUGAGAAGUAUAUUCGCCGCGAGUCCAGGCGGCUGGGUGAGCAGGUGGACCUGGCAGCUAUCGCUGAGCCCUUGAUCGGAGCGGAGGCGCGGGAGCUCUCCAACGCUCAGUUGAUUCAUCUCAUCCACCGUGGCAACGAGCGAGUAGGCAAGGUGAAGAAAUUGGUCUCGGAGAGGUUGCUCGAAACUGCCCAGGAGGAAAUAGAAACACUGCAAGCAGAGGCUGAAACGUCCCAGCAGGAGACCAAAAAGGCAGGGAAGAGGACCGAGGACGAGGUGGCUGUGCAAAAUUGA